This is a messenger RNA of Moesziomyces antarcticus, 3855 nucleotides long. RefSeq names its product antiviral helicase. Gene Ontology annotation, molecular function: RNA binding; RNA helicase activity; ATP binding. The transcript has a single exon. Gene Ontology annotation, cellular component: Ski complex. The coding region runs from base 1 to 3855 and encodes 1284 amino acids. NCBI's taxonomy places the organism in Eukaryota, Fungi, Basidiomycota, Ustilaginomycetes, Ustilaginales, Ustilaginaceae. The record is from RefSeq and is a predicted model, not a curated record. Gene Ontology annotation, biological process: nuclear-transcribed mRNA catabolic process, 3'-5' exonucleolytic nonsense-mediated decay.
AUGGCAGCUCGCGCGAACGGUGCCGCCGAUACCAUCGACGCCUACAACCGCACCGUGGCAGCCAUGCGAAGCUCGGUAGGACAAAAGCCGAGUCUCCCAGCGUCCGACCUAGAGGACACUGUCGAGGCACUCGUCGACGACUUUCUCCUUCCAUCAAAAUCGCUUUCGGCCGCAGAGCUGACGCGCGCUCAGGUGCACUGGUCUCGCAAACCCAAGCUCGACCACAUGCUCUGGGCCGAACCAAGCACGUCACUCCACUCGCUCGAGUUCGUGCGUGCUGGUCUGGACGGCCGUAUCGUGUCGUACCGCGAAGUAUCGCACACCUCUGCGCCUCUUCUCGACUCCAAAUCCUCUGCCUCGAUGGCCAGGAAGCCCGCGGCGUCCAGCAACUUCGUGCGCGGCAAGUCGGCCUACGUCCCCUUCGCCCCCGGUGGACUCGAGAACGAGGUAAUGAAGACCGAUGAGACCGAUCCGGUUGGAGAAGGUCUUUCGGAAGCUAUGCGCUCGCAGAUUGCCGACAUGGAAGAGACGCUGAGGUCGGGUAGGGGCCUUUGCUCGAAAGCCCCGGGCCUCAGUCGAACCUUCAUCGACCCGACUGUGGAAACGCCUCAAGGCGACGAUGAUCUCGACCAGGGCGCCUCGGCCUCUGCAAAGGUGCAGGAUGCAUCUCAAGCUCUGGAUGUCGGUCUCGGCCUGGCCCCCAUCCCGGUAUAUCGCCCCAUCGAGCAGCAACGGCCGGGUGCUUCCUCGCGCCGUACCCAGGUCAACGGAGACGCCGCUGCUGCAUCGUCUGGCAACGCACAAGACGCCGAGCUUGAUGAGCUCCUGCCAGUUGAGCGUCCUCAGCCACUGGCGCACGCCAGGCGCAGCGCCAAGAUCGAGGCCAAGCGCGAUUGGGCGCACGUCGUCGACGUCAACCAGCAGCUGACCAACUUCCACGAGCUCGUCCCGCAGAUGGCACAUGCGUUCCCCUUCGAGCUCGAUACGUUCCAGAAGGAGGCCGUGUACCACCUCGAGCAGGGCGAUUCGGUCUUUGUCGCCGCCCACACCAGUGCGGGCAAGACUGUGGUUGCCGAAUACGCCAUCGCGCUCGCGCAGAAACACAUGACGCGCUGCAUCUACACCUCGCCCAUCAAGGCUCUUUCCAACCAAAAAUACCGCGACUUUAAGCAGACAUUCGGUGCGGCCAACGUCGGUAUCCUCACUGGUGAUGUACAGAUCAACCCGGAAGCGCCGUGCCUCAUCAUGACCACCGAGAUUCUGAGGAGCAUGCUCUACCGCGGUGCCGACCUCAUCCGCGACGUCGAAUUCGUCAUCUUUGACGAGGUGCACUACGUCAACGACCAGGAACGCGGCGUCGUCUGGGAGGAGGUCAUCAUCCUCUGCCCGCAGCACAUCAACCUCAUUCUGCUGUCGGCCACCGUUCCCAACACCAAGGAGUUCGCCGACUGGGUGGGACGUACCAAGAAGAAGGACAUCUACGUCAUCAGCACGCCCAAGCGACCUGUACCUCUCGAGCACUUUCUAUACGCGGGCAAAGAGAUGUUCAAGGUGGUUGAUGCGCGUGCGCAGUUCCUGGGCACGGGCAUCAAGGACGCCGGCGAGGCGCUCAAGCGCAAGCAGGAGAAGGAUCGCGAGGCCAUCGCAGCGGCCGGGGGCGGAGCCGCACGCGGCGGUCGAGGCGGUGGUGCAGCCGGCUCCAACUCCAGAGGAAACCGUGGUGGCAUGACGCCCGCACGCGGUGCAGCAGGCCGGGGUCGGGGCGGCGCAGGUGGCGGUCGAGGUGGCUUUCCAAGUACCACCACGGUACGCACAGGCCUGGACAAGAACCUCUGGAUUCACCUGGUGGGCCAACUACGCAAAAAAGACCUGCUGCCCUGCGUCGUCUUCGUCUUUUCCAAGAAGCGCUGCGAAGAAUAUGCGACGAGCAUGCCCAACACGGAUCUGAACACGGCCAAGGACCGGUCCGAGGUGCACAUUGUGAUCGAAAAGUCGCUCACGCGGCUCAAGGGGAGCGACAAGGAGCUGCCGCAGAUCAAGCGCAUGCGCGACCUGCUCGGGCGUGGCAUUGGCGUGCACCACGGCGGCUUGCUUCCUAUCGUCAAGGAGAUCGUCGAGUUGCUCUUCCAGCGCGGCCUGGUCAAGGUUCUGUUCGCAACCGAGACGUUUGCCAUGGGCGUCAACAUGCCCGCGCGCUCGGUGGUGUUUUCCAGCAUCCGCAAACACGACGGACACGGCUUCCGCGAGCUCCUGCCUGGCGAGUACACGCAGAUGUCCGGCCGUGCCGGUCGUCGUGGCCUCGACCCCACGGGAGUGGUCAUCAUCAACGCGGCGGACCAGCUGCCCGAGACGGCGGUGCUGCACAAGAUGCUGCUGGGCCAGCCCACCAAGCUGCAGUCGCAGUUCCGGCUGACGUACAACAUGAUCCUCAACCUGCUGCGCGUCGAGGCACUCAAGGUCGAGGAGAUGAUCAAGCGCAGCUUCUCGGAGAACGCUGCACAGAAGAUGCUGCCGGACCAGCAGCGCAAAGCUCAAGAGCUCGAGCGUCAGCUUUCCAGACUUCCGCAUCCGCAGCCCGACGAGCUGGACGCACAGCUCGCAACGUACUACGACCUGUGCGCGGCGGUGGUGGCGUCGAACCAGUCGCUCUUUGAGCUUGCACUGAGCCACCAGCAAGGAGCCAAGAACUUUGCUGCUGGGAGGGUCGUCGUGCUGCGCGAUGCGCACUUUGACUUUGAUGUGGCGGCGGUGGUGAGGCAAGUGUCUGCGAAAGAGUUCCUCGUGCUUGCUGCGGUGACGGCGGAGCGCAAGCGUGGGGAUCUGGACCAGCUUGUGUCGGAUGCGGGCGUGCCGCCGCUGUGGCCGCCGCGCAUCGAGCCGAUCGAGGCGGAGCUGGUGUACGACCUGCGCGAGGUGCCGCUCAGCAGCAUUGCGCUCGCGACCGACCAGAUGGUCAAGCUCGAUGUGCCGCUGAUCAUGGCGCAUCGCAUCAGUGCGAUGAAUCGUGCGCUCGAGGCGCUCGUUGCCGUCCGCAGCGACUUUUGCUCCGCCGAGACGAUUCGUGAGGCCGAGUGGAGCAAGCUCCGUCGCUUGGACUUCCAGGAAGCCGUGCGCGCGCGCGAUUCGUACGCGCUCAAGACGCAGCAGCACACGUCGCUCCGGUCCGAUGCUUUAUUCACGAAGCAGUAUGCCAUGGUGGCUCGGUACAAGGAGGUGACGUUGGAGCUCGAGAGGCUGCUGCGUCUGCAGUCGGACGAGAACCUCGAGUUGCUGCCGGACUAUCACCAGCGCGUGAACGUGCUCAAGACGUUGCGCUACAUCGACCCUGUCACCGAGUCGGUGCUUCUCAAGGGCCGCGUUGCGUGCGAGGUGAAUUCGGCCAACGAGCUCGUGCUCACGGAACUCAUCCUGGAAAACGUGCUGGUCGAGUACGAGCCCGAAGAGCUCGUGGCGCUGCUAUCGAUCUUUGUGGCGCAGGAGAAGACGGACGAUAUCCCCGAGCUGCCACCGCGCCUGGCGCAGGGGUACGAGCAGAUCAUCGGCGUUGCCGAACGCGUCUCGGCCGUGCAGCUGUCCAACAGCCUCGCAAGCGAGGACUUUACAGUGCCGAGCAAGAUUGCGCUUGUCAAUGUGGUGUACGAGUGGGCCAAGGGGACCGACUUUGCCACGAUUGCAGCCAUGACCGACAUCCAGGAGGGAAGCAUCGUACGUGUCAUCACGAGACUCGACGAGACGUGCAGAGAGAUCCGAGACGCCGCGCGUGUCAUCGGCGACCGCGACCUCGGAGACAAGAUCCAAGCCGCCCAGGCGCGCAUCCGACGCGACAUUGUCUUCGCCGCCAGCUUGUACUUCUAG